AUGCUUUCGUUAACUUAUGAUGAGCUUGUGACUAUAUGUAGAAAAGAGCUGUACCUUGUUUCAAAAGGUUCUAGUGAAUCUAUUGAUGGUUACGCUGAUAGGAUCACAAAUUUAGCUACAGCUGUAUAUUGGAAGUGUGGGGAGGAAAGCAUCAAACGUACAGCUAUAGACAUGUUCCUCAAAAGUGUGAUGGAAGAGGAAGACUACUAUACAGUUGUAGACAACGAAUUCGCCAAAUCAUUAGAGGAGGCGAUUGCAAUCGUUCAAGAGUAUAGGUUGUUGAGAGAAAGUGAACCAACUGGGACAGACAGAGAGAGCGAGAAAGACACCACAGGGGAACACGAAGAUGAGAUUGUUGAAGAAAAAGUGCGAAUGGAAGAUGAAUCUAUUCAGACACAGAACAACAUACAAAGUAUCGAGAGCGGUUACUUCUCCAACCCGACCCGUGCCCGGGUACUCGGGUGCCUGACAAUUCUAGCUUUGUUGUUGAUAAUCACAUUCAUUGCUUUCGAUGUUCGAGCCGACACGGAGAGGCUGAUAUCUUUUGGUGGACUGUGUCUACUGGUAUUCCUCAUCUUCAUCACAUCCAAAGCUCCCUCCAAGGUUCGCUGGACACCUGUGUUAUGGGGACUGAUACUACAGUUUACUUGGGGAGUCGUAAUACUGAGAUGGAAACCUGGAUACGAGAUAUGUAAAUUAGUUGGCGACGCUGUUGUUGGUUUCCUUACAUUCGCAGACGAAGGAUCAAAGUUUGUGUUCGACGCUGAAAACUAUACGAUGCACGUUAUUGUAUUUAAGCCUCAGAUCCUGCCGGUGGUGGUGUACUUCAGUUCCGUUGUAUCUAUACUGUACUACCUUGGGGUGAUGCAGGUCAUCAUUAAGGGUCUUGCCAAGUUAUUCCAGUACACAAUGAACACCACAGCUAUAGAGUCGUUCGCCGCCGCAGCUCAUAUCUUUAUUGGACAGUUGGAGUCUUCGAUAGCCUUGAAGCCGUUCUUUCGUGAUCUUACGCUGUCCGAGCUCCAUUGUGUGAUGACGACAGGGUUUGCUACUGUGGCUGGAACAGUCAUCGCCGCCUACAUAGAGUUUGGGGUGCCGGCGGAACACGUGAUUUCCGCUUCUUUCAUGUCUGCCCCAGCCGCUAUCGCUGUGGCCAAGCUAGGAUGGCCGGAGACCAAAGUGACCAGGGUCAAGCAAAAAAAUAUUGUUCUCACUGAAGUUGGUCAGGAGAUGAAUGUGAUGGAAGCAGCUUCAGUAGGAGCUGUGACGGCCAUUAAACUGGUUUCUUACGUCGUCGCCAAUCUCAUCGCCUUCAUCUCCAUCCUGGCCUUCAUUAACUACUGCUUCUCCUUCAUGGGAGCACGUGUGGGUCACCCGGAGUUCACCUUCGAGUUCUUCUGUUCCUACACCUUCAUGCCUCUGGCCUUUGUGAUGGGAGUCCGCUGGCAGGACUGUGGUAAGGUAGCAAAGCUCAUCGGCAAGAAACUGUUCAUCAACGAGUUCCUGUCCUUCGCCGACCUUGGAACGAUGAUCAAGAACAAAGAAUUGGAUAACCGUUCUGCAGUGAUAGCUACCUACAUUCUGUGCGGGUUCGGCAGUAUAGUCGCCAUGGGAAUCAACCUUGGUGCAUUAACUGCCGCCGAUCCCAGCAGACGACAGGACUACGCAAAAGGCAUGCUCAGGGCCAUGAUUAGUGGGAACGUCGCGUGCUUCAUGACCGCAUGCGUAGCAGGAAUGUUGUAUCAGGAGUCAAAUGUCCAGAGCGGUACUAACGUAACUACUGGAAAUGGAACGACUAUGGCUUUGAACUUCAGUAACAUAGAUAACUCCUCCUACCUGUUCACGUGACCGACCACGUGACAUACUAAUGAGAUAAGUUGAUAUAACCUGGUAAUCAGUCGACUAAGAGGACAAGUCUUUGAUAUGUUUAAGGCCAUUUCAUAUGUCCUCGCUUAGCUCCGAUUUUCUCGUAGGGCAAAAAAAGGUAUCUUAUUCAUGAGUUAUCCAUGAACCAAAUACAGUAAUCUGAUUGGUUCCGUAGAAAAUGGCUACAGGAAAUCUGACUAAUCAAAAACCAUCGUUAAAUAUGUUCUUUGAUUAGUUAGACAAGAUGGCAGAUAACAAAGAAUGUCGACACAUGGCUGCGGUCAUCUUUGUAUACCGUUUCUAUUGUCUGGACGAGCUUCAUCAAUAACACUCAGUUUGAUUGAUCGAUAAACAUGUGAUAAUCAUGAACAACAGAAGUUUACAAGCCAGUGUUCCCACGGAUCAAACGAGUGAAACGAAGAGAAGACUCCGCCGGGACCGACGAUGGCUUAUACUAUGGCUGUCUACUGUAUAGACAAAUUCGGAGUCUGCAAGACCAGAUAGCACUCCCACGUGACCUUGACGCAUCACAGUAGUGGGCCUCUAAAUGGCGUAUGCGAUUCAACGCGAAAAGAGUCAAGUAAUGAGAGUGAGCAGUAGGAAAAAGUCCACACGAACAUUUUUAUAAAUUCGUGUUCAAGUUCUUCAUUUCUUUGAGCGAAUUAGCUCAUCAGUUUAGACUACAGACAUAUUAUUAUAUAUAAUUCACAUCCUCAUAUAUACAUAUAUAGAUUAUAUACAGGUUCAGCCAUGGAACGGCUGAUUUAUUUAUUCGUUACAUCAUAAUUUCAUGUAUUUAUAAUUAUGUUAUUACAUAUUAAAAAGUGUGUGUACACAUGGACACAUUUCAUUGAGGUAAUAAUUCUAACAUUUUUAUAAAUUAGACAACCAUAUUUUACAGUUUCUGGAAGUCCCUACUUGGGCCUCACCUUUAUCGGUAAUUUGAAGUUUUAUACCAUUAUUAGUCGAGCAAACCCAACUCUUGGAUUUCUCCGCCGCAACUUAAAACACUGUCCAGCGACAUUUAAGAAAACUGCUUAUAUGACACAGGUUAGAUCAAUGACACCCUUUGGUGUUCCGCUAACAAAAGGGUUAUAGAAAGAAAUGAAAUUCCUUGGUGGCAAUCCCUCGACGACUUUGUAACUCUUAACAGUAAUAGAACCAGACAAAACAUUCAAAAACAUACAAACUUAUCACCACAAUUUGUGAGAUCUACAAAAACAGCUGCUUUUCAAAAACAGUAAAAGACUGGAACAAUUAAAGUGAUAUUUGCGUUUUGGCCAAGGAUAUUGAGCUUUCAAAACUAUUAAUAGACUUAAUUACCUCCUCAUGCCGUGGCCAUUUAUCUUCAACAUUGAAGGCGUCCAUGUACCAUAAAAAUACAGACACUUCAGCAGUGCCCAUGGUAUGAUGUGGUGCGAUAGUAAAUGGUGUAGUAUGAUGUUAGAUGAUGUGGUAUAUUAUAUAAUGUGUUAUGAUAUUAUAUAAUGUGGUAUGAUAUUAUAUGAUGUGGUAUGAUAUUAUACGAUAUGGUACGAUACUAUACAAAUAUUGCAUUUUGUGGAGGUGUACACGACACUAUACGGACCUGGUCAAGAGUGUGUUCAUCGAGGCCGCAGGCCGAAGUGAAAAGAACUCUUGACCAGGUCCGUAUAGUCCCGUGUACACCGAUCACAAAAGGCAAUAACUGUUUUGUAAUAUGGCCAGCUAAAAGGAAUGAAAAAAAAAAUCCAAGGCUCAAUCCAGUCCAAAUCCUGUUCACUCAUUUUUUCAAAGUCGGCAUGCAGACUGACCUUUUGAACUUAAAUAUGACCGGAAUAGUGUUGUUAAACCUGAAGUAUUUUUCCCGAUGUUCAACAAGUCUUUUUUCUUCAAAAUAUCUUGUAAUUCCUCUUCGUUUAAUGUAGCGAAACGUUGUUGGGGGUAUUUCGUCUGCAAUAUUGAAAACAAAAGUGAUGCCGAACAAUAGUUUGUUUCCAGCAUUCGGAUUGGCUGUUGUCCAAAAAAACGCGUUGCGUGAGUGGAUGCAAAGAUUGCCGACCUGUGCGUGCUAUAAAUAGCACGAACAGGUCGGCAAUGCCUGGGGAAUUUCCCAUCUGAGCUAUUUUUAGCACGAACAGGUCUACUCACUGAUGGGUACUUGUGAGGGAAACAAAUGAAAAUUAAGGAACACUCCAGCCAUAUUACAAUAUAUAAGUGGUAUGAUAUAAUAUAAUGUUGUAUGAUAUAAUAUGAUGUAAGAUAUUAU
Messenger RNA from Pecten maximus, 4114 nucleotides. RefSeq names its product solute carrier family 28 member 3-like. The record is from RefSeq and is a predicted model, not a curated record. Gene Ontology annotation, biological process: nucleoside transmembrane transport. Gene Ontology annotation, molecular function: nucleoside:sodium symporter activity. NCBI's taxonomy places the organism in Eukaryota, Metazoa, Mollusca, Bivalvia, Pectinida, Pectinidae. Gene Ontology annotation, cellular component: membrane. Bases 1 to 1848 code for a protein of 615 amino acids. The transcript has 10 exons.